CCUCUCGCCACCCCCAUUAUGGUCAGCCACCAUUUCGGGGUUUACAUUCAAUGUUGGCGACCAUAAUGACUUGCAGGCCAUACGAGCGAUCAUAUAUUUCGCUGCGUUCGCGUCCUGUCGCUCUCCCUAUUUGCGUAAACACUCAGAUACCGGAACCACCCCAACCCUUUGAUCUACAGACGACGCCGAGCCAAAGCAACUCGAUCUAAGUACUUCAACAUGCCCUACAAAUCAAGAUGGCAAUUGACACCGCCAGCACUGUCAGUCCCGACAUUCAUGUUUGGUUCUUCGUCCUCCAGCAUCAACACCACUAAUAAAAUCAUCAUCGACGCAAAACGGCCCGACACCCACUUUCUCACUCUCCAUACCUACCGCGAAUGGUCGAAGAGAUUUGCUGCGGGCGUCCAAUCCGCAGGACUUGACAAUGGGGAUCGCGUUCUCUUGUUUUCCCCUAACAGCAUCUUCUACCCUGUUGUUGUUAUGGGUGCUUUGAUGGCCGGGGCCAUCUACAACAGCGCGAAUCCAGCCUAUACCGCGCGUGAACUCGCGCACCAGCUCAAAGACUCCAGUCCACGAAUCGUCCUCGCAGCGGAGAGCUGCAUAGAAAGAGCCCUGGAAGCCGCUGAUCUCGUCGGCUUUGACAAGAAACGCAUCUUUCUAUUUUCCGAGGUGCCUGUGGACCACACGAUAGAGGGACCGCCAGUUCCCAACGCCAAAGUCCACCAUUGGAGUGAAUUGCUCGCAAAGCCUGAAGUUGGUCGAAAGUUUGUCUGGGAAGAGCGCAAUACUGAGGUGUUUUCUGAGCGCACUGCAAUCCUGAUUUAUUCUUCAGGCACUACCGGCCUUCCUAAAGGCGUUGAGCUCUCCCAUAGAAGUUUGAUCGCGAAUAUGCUUCAACUCAAAACAAUCUCGAUGUCCGAUCCCACUGUUGUCGCUCGGCGGACAUUGUGUGCGGUUCCAAUGUACCAUGCACUUGGGUUGUGCUACUAUACCUUCACAGCGCCAAAGUGGGGUCUCGAGACGUACUUGAUGGAACGAUUCAGCCUGGCAGAUUUUCUAGAUCACAUUCAAAGGUUCGAAAUCACGGAACUGGUGCUCGUGCCCCCGAUGUUGGUUGCAAUGGCCAAACACCCUUCGGUUCGCGACGGCACCUGCGAUAUCAGCAGCAUCAGAAAGGUGGUGGCUGGUGCGGCGCCAAUCGGUAUGGAAGUAACGCAACAGUUCGAGGAGCUCUGGAAUGGUAGAGUCAGAGUGCGCCAAGCUUGGGGAAUGUCAGAAACACCAGCAAUCACGCUGUGCUGGGACGAACGCGAGAGCUUGGGCCCGUCGUCAAUAUCAAUCGGCGAGUUAGUCCCCGGAUCAGAAGCAAUGGUGGUCAAAGAGAACGGCGAGGAAGAAAUGCGGCCGGGCGAGACAGGAGAAUUCUGGAUCCGGUCUCCGAAUGCAAUGAAGGGAUAUUGGCGCAAUCCCAAAGCCACUGCCGAAACUAUCAGCAGUGGCUGGCUAAAGACCGGCGACAUAGCAUAUCGAGACGAGGCUGGAAAGUGGUACAUGGUUGAUCGCAAGAAGGAAUUGAUCAAAGUCAAGGGUGUCGCAGUAGCGCCAGCCGAACUCGAAGCUCUUCUUCUCGAACACAACGAGAUCGUGGACGCUGCAGUGAUUGGUGUUAAGACGACGACGGAUGACGAACGGCCACGCGCUUAUGUUGUGCGAGCACCGGGCUCUCGGAUCACUGAGAAGGAUGUGGUGGAUUUCGUCAAGGCUCGAGUGUCCACAAUCAAGCACCUCACAGGAGGUGCGGCCUUUGUUGAUGCUAUUCCCAAAAACCCUUCAGGAAAGAUAUUGAGGCGGCAGCUGAGGGAGCUCGCUGCAAAGGAGACGGGGUCGAAACUGUAGCCAGGUUCUGGCGAGCAAAUAAAGUCGCGGCGCGCGAGCGAUGGACGGCAGAUCUCCUAUAAAAGUACACAUUCCAAAAAGUGAAGGCAUUUGGCAUAUCACAGAUGCGACCCACUGAGCUUCCGAAGGCCCAGAAACCUCACCACCUGUCCAAGAUGAUCGAAACCCCAAAAGAACUCCUCCUGCCCUUCUCCAGUUACAGCUUUUAUCCAGGGAAGACCUGGAGACCCACUAGCAAUCGCGAUUUCGGUAUUCUGUUUCAGGAGGGACUUGA
This is a messenger RNA of Cladophialophora immunda, 2170 nucleotides long. RefSeq lists its product as uncharacterized. Gene Ontology annotation, biological process: secondary metabolic process. Gene Ontology annotation, molecular function: CoA-ligase activity. The coding region runs from base 220 to 1896 and encodes 558 amino acids. The transcript has 5 exons. Lineage: Eukaryota; Fungi; Ascomycota; Eurotiomycetes; Chaetothyriales; Herpotrichiellaceae. The record is from RefSeq and is a predicted model, not a curated record.